UAUACAAAUUAUAAAGGGGUAUAAUUAUAAAUUAUGAUUUAAUAAUCAUCACUUCAUAUCCUUCCAUUUCCCUUUCGAUAAACCACCACAUCUUCUUCUGAAACCCUAGCCACGACCAAUCGCCGCCCGCCUCUUCCACAUACUUCUCCUUUGAUUAUCAGAAUUGAUGAAACCGGAUCGGGUCUACCUCUAGAUCCGUUCCACGUUUCGGAUCUCCACCGUCUAAGUCAAAUCCAGAUGCUCCCGAGAUUCGUAGCACAUAGACAUGUCUCUGUUUCUAAAAGACGAUUCGAUUCAAAUCCGCGAAGUAUGGAACGAUAACCUCCACGAGGAGAUGGAUCUGAUCCGACAAGUCGUCGACGACUUCCCCUACGUCGCCAUGGACACCGAGUUUCCCGGAAUCGUCGUGCGACCCGUCGGAACAUUCAAAUCCAACGCCGAUUACCACUACGAAACCUUAAAGCUCAACGUCAACAUCCUCAGCAUAAUCCAGCUCGGUCUCACCUUCUCCAACGAGCAAGGUAACCUCCCUACCUGUGGAACCGACAAGUACUGCAUCUGGCAGUUCAACUUCCGAGAGUUCGAUCUCGAUUCCGACAUCUUCGCCGUGGAUUCAAUCGACCUUCUUAAGCAAUCAGGCAUCGACUUCGCUAAAAACACACAAGAAGGGAUCGAGUCCAACAGAUUCGCGGAGCUCUUGAUGUCUUCGGGGAUCGUGUUGAACGAGAACGUGCAUUGGGUUACGUUUCACAGUGGAUACGAUUUUGGAUACUUGCUGAAGCUUCUUACAUGCCAAGACCUUCCCGAUUCGCAGACGGGCUUCUUCCAGCUGAUCAAUGUUUAUUUUCCCAUGGUGUAUGAUAUUAAGCAUUUGAUGAAGUUCUGUAACAGCCUUCACGGUGGUCUGAACAAGCUGGCGGAGUUGCUGGAGGUGGAGAGAGUUGGGAUCUGUCACCAGGCUGGGUCCGACAGUUUGCUGACCUCUUGUACUUUCAGAAAGCUUAAGGAGAACUUCUUUGCUGGUCCGUUGCAGAAAUAUGCUGGUGUUUUGUAUGGAUUAGGUGUUGAAAAUGCUCAGGUUGCUCUCUAAUAAAAAUUCCUUAAAAUUGUCUGGUUGGUUUUGUUACUGGUAUGAAAUUCAUGAUCACUGAAUCGUAUUUGAUCCAGACUUUGAAUUUUGAAAAUUAGGAUCGUAAGUGAAAAGGAAGAACACUCACUGCUAUCUGAAAUUGAAAUCUUGGGUCUGAAUUAAAAUGUAAGAAGAAUCUGAAUUGGACAUGUUCUUGGUUCUGUAUGAUGGAUUAUGAUUUUUAUGAGGCCCAUUUGUUACAUAAUAUUCAACCUCAAUUAGUUGUAACUUGUAACCAACCAGUGACAAUGAUUAGGAUUCUGUAAUGAGCCACGUUUCUUUGUCUGUUAUUAAGUUAUUUCCCACGUGCGACUUUGACUUCUGUAUUGAGGGAACCCACUCGGAAAUCCUGUGUUUAGUGACAUUCAACAAUCUUUGGAAGGGACACGGUUUGAAUUAGACACUCAACUUGUACAACUAGUAAUAUGAUGUACUACUUACUUUUAUUGACAACUGAAGAUUUACUAAUCUUUUCCAUGAAGAUGCAUCAAAUUAAUUAGUUAAUAAUGUGAAUUACGGAUGCUCAAUAGAGUCAAAUGUCAAUAUUCUCAACCUCUCUUACCACCACUUGUGGUUUUAAAAACUAGCUAAUGAUAAUGAACCAAUUGAGAAACAAAUUAAAAAUUACUAAAAAGCAAUGUUCCUAGAUUUUCAGGGAAGAUCUUAUACGAUUACUAACUUCUUAUCAAUGUCUGCCAGAACUCCAUACAUCUGAAUUAUAAACUUAAUAAUUAUUUAGCCAGCUACCAAAAAGAAAAACAUGAUAAUUAUUUGGCAAUUGUUUUUUUCAAAUAUAUUUAGCAAUUUCGUAUUUCUAAGUUUUUAAAGCUAACCAAUAAGGAUUUCCAUUUGGCAAAAAAAAAAAAGAAGAAGGAAAAAGUCAGCUUCACAACACCUUUAGUUGGCCAUUUCGUACGUUUGGUCUUUAUCCCAGUUUCUUAGCAUGGUUUUUAAGGAAAAUAACUGAAUUAAUUAAAUCAGAACUAAUUAAAAAUUAGAUUACCGAUCCUUAAGUUAAGAUUUUUGUAACCGAUUUUAAAGUGGGUUUUGGAAACACGUGAGCAAAGCAUUGAUUCUAUUUUUUUUCUCUUUUCUCUCUUUUUUUAUUUUCUCUCGUCUCGGUCUCGUCUUCUCGUCUAGUCUCGUCUUCUCCGUCUUCUCGUCGAUGAAGCAAUCAACGAUGACAACUCCGUCGUUUCUCUCCACCCUACCACCAUGGAGAAGCUCCAGCUCUAGCUCGAUUUUUUCAAAAGAACUCAAGAGACGAAUAAACAAACGAAGACGACGAGCUCCUUCAAGCUUGAAUCGGCUUAAUCUCCAUCACACUCCGCUCUAUAAUGGAGCAAUCCGAUCAAGAUUCGGGUUCUAACUGUAACAAUUCGGCGUACCAAUCAGAUUUCUCCGUCCCGACGGUGGUUGUGGAGGUGAAGAUGGAAUCUGCUAGUGGAAGGGAGAUGAAACAGUCGCAUUACGUUCUCGGUUCGCAAGAUCAGAGAGAAGAAGACUUGCCUUCUCAGCCUCAGACGCCGCCGUUAGGUUCCGAGAAGCAGCCAUCAACGACGCAAGACGCCACGCCGCCACAUCCGGUUCAUCGGCUUGUCAAGAAUCUUUGAUUAGUUUCAUCGGUUUAAGGGAUGUCAAUUCUUAGUGGUCAAUGUGGUGUGGUGAUGAGAUGUCAAUGCCUAGUGACUUUGGUUGAUGUAAUCUUGUAUAGUUAUUGUGAAUGCUUUGCGUCAGGAUCGUAUUGCAAUGGCGAGCAGGAAUUUAUGGUUAACUAUGCGUUUGAAAGGAAUCUAUAACAUGUUCUGUUUUAUUUGCUUUACCAAUGGGACAGUAAUUUAUUUGUUACUUUCGGUUCUUGGUAGUUCUGGAUAAGCAUCUUAUUGUAUCUCUUUUCCUGUGCAGAGAGACAAAGGCUUGUGCUUGGAUUCCAUCACAAUGAGACAAAAGUCACGAGUGUUAUGUUUCACAAGAGUUAGACACACUAGGGGAAGAGUUAUACAAGGAUAGCACUUUGAUCAUGCAGCUUCUCCGUGACAAUCUCACUCUCUGGACAUCCGACAUGCAGGAUGAAUCUGCAGACAAGAUCAAGGAAGCAGCAGCAGGUCCGAAGCCAACAGAAGAGCAGAAAUGAAGAAUCUUGGUGUGAAAUGGUUCUGCUAGUGUUAGGGAAUGAAACCAUUUUCUUCGUCAAUAAUCAUAUUGUCUCUAAUCAAAGAGAUACAGUCUCUCUCUUUCUUCCAUGUUGAAACAUUAUUACUCUUAUAUCUCCUUUUGCGUUACCCUUUCGAA
Messenger RNA from Brassica napus (rape), 3421 nucleotides. Its product is annotated as probable CCR4-associated factor 1 homolog 6. Gene Ontology annotation, cellular component: P-body; CCR4-NOT core complex; CCR4-NOT complex. The transcript has 3 exons. NCBI's taxonomy places the organism in Eukaryota, Viridiplantae, Streptophyta, Magnoliopsida, Brassicales, Brassicaceae. Bases 266 to 1090 code for a protein of 274 amino acids. Gene Ontology annotation, molecular function: nucleic acid binding; poly(A)-specific ribonuclease activity. The record is from RefSeq and is a predicted model, not a curated record.